Messenger RNA from Acanthaster planci (crown-of-thorns starfish), 657 nucleotides. RefSeq lists its product as uncharacterized. Gene Ontology annotation, molecular function: protein binding. The record is from RefSeq and is a predicted model, not a curated record. Lineage: Eukaryota; Metazoa; Echinodermata; Asteroidea; Valvatida; Acanthasteridae.
CUCUCCAACGGUCAAUUCGGAUGCAGGGCCGUUCGACUCUGUGAAGAAGUUGACUCAUGACCAAGUAAAAAGGGGAUGGCGGGAGGCUUUCAGUACGACCGAGCAGAAGCCGUACUAUUACAACAUUUUCACCCGUGAAAGCGUGUGGUCCAUUCCUACCGGCUACCCAAAGCAGGAAGAAGAGAGUCAAGUACACUAUCGGCCGGAGCCUGACGUGCUAACGGCUGCUAUGGCAGAAUUGAGCGGUCAUCCACCCUUGAAACUCGCCCAGCCUCCCUUCGUGAAGGGAAAGUCUGCAGCGAAGAGAAAACUGUCGCCAGAUGGCAAUGAAGAAGGCACCGCCAGCAAGAGGAGGUGUUUCGCCCCAGACCCUAACCAGGAGGAAAAUGACAGCAACGCCGUCAGGUUCCACAUUGGAGGUGAGCGUUAUGCUUUUGUCAAGCGUUUCAAGGACCGUGUUUACGUUAACAUCAGAGAAUACUACUACAACGAAAACAAGACUAAGCUGUUGGCCGGAAAAAAGGGGUUGAAUUUGUCGGCCGAAGAAUGGAAGAAUCUGCACGCCCAGGGCGCAGAUGUCACCGAGGCUGUGGCAAAGCUCACCCAGCAACUUUAACUCAAACCUUAAUGUUUUCUACUCUUCGCUGUUUGCAGAUG